Messenger RNA from Theobroma umbraticum, 1938 nucleotides. RefSeq names its product long-chain base1 (gene LCB1). Lineage: Eukaryota; Viridiplantae; Streptophyta; Magnoliopsida; Malvales; Malvaceae. The record is from RefSeq and is a predicted model, not a curated record. Gene Ontology annotation, biological process: sphingosine biosynthetic process; ceramide biosynthetic process. Gene Ontology annotation, molecular function: serine C-palmitoyltransferase activity; pyridoxal phosphate binding. Gene Ontology annotation, cellular component: endoplasmic reticulum.
UUCCUAUUAGCAUGUGUAUUUCUUUCUUUCGUUUGCAUUCCCAUUAGCAUUUCCUUCAUCAAAUACCAAGCCUCCUCUUCUUUUUCUUCUUGGCUGCCUUAAACACAUUUGAUUUCAAUCCCAAGGCCAAGCCAACUCUUGUCAGACACAAAUAUCAAAUCAAAUCAAAUCAAAUCAACCGAAGCAAGAGGUGUGCCGGUGCCGGCAUCAGGGUUGAGGUCAGUGGGCAGUAUUCCUCAAUGUUUUAGAACAAAAAGGGUUCAUGAUUGGAUCCUUUUGUUUGCCAACUGCAAUGGAAUCAGCUGCUUUAAACUUAGUUAAUGCCACUUUAAACUGGGUCACUUUGGCUUUGGAUGCCCCUUCUGCACGAGCUGUAGUGUUUGGAGUCCACAUAGGAGGGCAUUUGUUUGUGGAGGUGCUUCUUUUGGUGGUCAUUCUUUUUCUGCUUUCCCAGAAAAGUUACAAGCCUCCUAAGCGACCGUUAACAAAGAAGUCUCCCAAAUGUCUGUAGGAAAUAGAUGAGCUAUGUGAUGAAUGGGUUCCAGAAUCUCUUAUUCCUCCUAUUACUGAAGAGAUGCAGAGUGAACCCCCCGUGUUGGAAAGUGCUGCAGGGCCCCAUACGAUAAUCAAUGGCAAAGAAGUUGUGAACUUUGCUUCUGCAAAUUAUCUUGGAUUUAUAGGGCAUGAGAAGUUACUUGAAUCAUGUACCUCUGCAUUGGAGAAAUAUGGUGUUGGUUCUUGUGGUCCUCGUGGAUUCUAUGGAACAAUUGAUGUCCACCUUGAUUGCGAGGCCAGAAUAGCAAAGUUUUUGGGAACACCUGAUUCCAUCCUCUAUUCUUAUGGGCUUUCCACCAUGUUCAGCACAAUCCCAUGUUUUUGUAAAAAGGGCGACAUAAUAGUUGUCGAUGAGGGAGUACACUGGGGAAUACAAAAUGGCCUCUACCUUUCUAGAAGCACCAUUGUUUAUUUCAAACACAAUGAUAUGAAAUCUCUAGAAAAAACUCUUGAGAAAAUUACUGCAGAGAAUCAGCGGGCUAAGAAAUUGCGGCGCUACAUUGUGGUAGAAGCUGUGUAUCAGAAUUCUGGUCAAAUAGCACCUUUGGACAACAUCAUCAGGCUGAAAGAGAAGUAUCGCUUCCGUGUUGUAUUGGAUGAGAGUAAUUCAUUUGGUGUACUUGGCCGUACAGGAAGGGGUCUCACUGAAUACUGUGGGGUUCCGAUAGAGAAGAUAGACAUUGUUACUGCUGCUAUGGGGCAUGCAUUGGCGACAGAAGGAGGAUUCUGCACUGGAAGUGCUAGAGUCAUUGAUCACCAACGGUUGAGUAGUUCUGGGUAUGUCUUCUCUGCAUCUUUGCCCCCAUAUUUGGCUAGUGCUGCAAUUACUGCUAUUGAUGUCCUAGAACAAAAUCCUGAGUUGACAUCAAAGCUGAAGGAAAACGUUGCCAUUUUAUGGAAAGGCCUGUCAGAUAUCCAGGGGCUUUCAGUAGCAAGCAAUCCGGAAUCACCCGUUGUUUUCCUUCGACUUGAAAAAUCAACAGGUUCGGUGAAAAGUGACCUCCAGCUCCUGGAAGAGAUUGCCGAUCGUGCCUUGAAAGAAGAUUCUAUAUUUGUAGUGGUUUCAAAAAGAUCAACGCUUGAUAAAUGCCCCCUGCCUGUGGGAAUUAGACUGUUUGUUUCUGCCGCCCACAUAGAAUCUGACCUGCGCAAGGCAUGUUCCUCAUUGAAGAGAGUUUCAGCUGAGGUGCUGAGCUUGCAGGAUCGUAGAUGAUUGCCGCGCAUGUAAAAAUCAUUUUCAAGACUUUUUUGUUUUUAGCUGCUUUGGAAGAUUUUCUCAUGAAAUUGUCUCUAUUUUUUCUUAGAAAUUUCCAUUCACAAGUAAAUUAUUUUCAUUGUUCAUUCUACUUUUAUUAUUUAAAAUUUUGUGAUCCUAUCUACCCA